Molecule: messenger RNA, 6131 nt
Organism: Hemibagrus wyckioides
Lineage: Eukaryota; Metazoa; Chordata; Actinopteri; Siluriformes; Bagridae
Gene: ino80db
Product: INO80 complex subunit Db
Exons: 9
Coding region: 1883-4417 (844 amino acids)
Cellular component (GO): nucleus
Molecular function (GO): protein binding
Source: RefSeq, a predicted model, not a curated record
CAAACUCUUCAUUCAUCUUUCAGCUCUGAGAAACGGAGUGGCUUUAAAAUAAAGCCGAACACACAAAGUUGAAUUCCAAAAUGGUUGCGGAGGUUGUUGUUGCACUGUCGCCUGUUGUCAUGUCCCCCCGGUGCCUGUAGUAGUGCUGUAAGAAGCCUCGAUCCGGCGACCAAACCAACACCCUGUGCUCCAUGUAUACGCGCACUUUUUAUCAAAAUAACCCACAUCCAAACGCGCGCGACGUUCACCCGAAGGUGCGUGCGGGAACGAAAUCAGGACCAUCGCCGGAUAUAUGCGGAGAAUACGCCUCGGGAUUAAGCCGGUCAUUCGUAAUAGCCGUCGAUAGCGGGUGAAAAAGCGAGCCUUGUCCGGCUAACGCUAACGCUAGCGGGCUAAGCUAAAACCGGAAGCGAGCAGCUGGCGCAGCACGGGAGUCGGAGUGAGUAGAAAGGCCGGCGCGAGUGCGAGGCAAAGCAGGUUGCUUGCUACGCGACUCGGGAGGAUUCUGUAGGCCCACGGUAACUACGGAUUUCGCUUUAAGAAAACAUUUAAAAAGGAAACAAGCAGGACGAAAAACUCGACUAGUUUGAUAAACAUAAUACGAAAAAAAACCCUUUAUGUGUUAAAAACUCGCUUUUGAGAUUUUUAAACGAAAAAAAUUUUUUUUUCGUUUUUGUUUUUUAUUUUCGCUUCACGGCACCAUUUUUGCGCAUUAAAAAAAAAAACGAGUCACGACAUAUACCACAGACAAUGAAUGUAGCGUGGGAAUAAUUUGUUAAUAUAAUGUUUUAGUGUUUAUAAUCCAUCCAACUCCACCUAGCUAGCUAAUCAGUUCGUUUCCUAUCUGCCUUCGUUUUCCGUCUUUCAUCCGCAGCGAAAUGAUCAAACGGUGACCGCGCGCGCGCUGCUUUAAGCGUCUCUCCUAAUCCUGGCCUCUUAAGUAACUGAUAACGCGACCCAAGUGUGAGAUAGAGCAGGAGGCGGGAAGUUUUGGCCACCAUCCCCUUGCACGUUUAAACUCGCUUUGCAUGUCAAAACCUUCCGUGCACUCUUUAAACAUUUGAGGAUUUUUGCCCUUCAUCUGCUCAAAGCACCUGCUUGACCAAGUAAUUAAAAUGUGUAGCUAGAAACGGAUCCGCUGUGAUCAUGUCUUAUACUUUUAUCAUUGCAUCGUGCAUUUGGUUCUGAUUUUAACGUGAACUACUGAAUCUUGACGAUUAUUAUAACUCCAGCACUGACAAAACAGACCUCAUUCUUUUAACCCUAGGUGUAGUUUGUGAAAGGAAAAUGCAUGCACGCAUAUAAACAUAUUAGUGUUUAUUAGUGUUUAAUCUGAUGCACGACUCACUCUCUCGCUCACAUACACACGGUAUGGAUGUGGGUGUGGGACUGGUCUUUGAUGAAUUAUUAGUUAGAUAGGAAAAGGGGGGAAAAACAUCUCAAGACACUUCCCUCAGUCUUAUAAUUGGAAGCAGUGCUAUAUGGAGAUUGGUGAAGAUUAUGAGGAACCAAUUAAAAGUUUCAUCAGUCUCAUCCGUUUUUUUUUUUAAUCCAAAGUGGACUACAGAGUGUUCUGAUAGUUUGGCUCUGGGUAUUUGACCUCCUAUUAAUGGAGAUAGCCGAUAAUUAGUACUUGCGUCAUUUCUAAUAAAGAUUAUCCACUCCUUGAGAAGCGAAGUAGUUAAAUGUACCUUUCCUGGUUACUAGAGAGGUACCAACAUUAAUGUGUAUCUUUUACAUGGUCCUGUGAAUUAGUGUACCUUUUAAAAAAAAUGACAUGUAGUCGUCAUGUGAAAGCAGUACUCAGACAUGUGCUGUAGAUGAAAGGUUUUAAUCAGAUAUUUUUCUGCCAGCUGAUGUUUCAGAGAGUUUCAGCCUUGGGAUGUAUGAAGGGAAACAUAUUCACUAUUCGGAGGUGGACCACAAGCCUCUGUGUUCAUACAGCCCAAAGCUCUGCAAACAGCGCAGGCUUAAUGGCUACGCUUUCUGCAUUCGGCAUGUUUUGGAGGACCGGAGUGCCCCUUUCAGGCAGUGUGAAUAUGUAGCCAAGUACAACAGCCAACGCUGCACCAACCCCAUCCCAAAGACCCAAGAUCGCAAAUAUUGCAGCAGUCACCUGCAAGUUAUGGGUGUCCUGCCAAAGAAAGAGAGGAAGAAAAAGCAAGACACUCUCGACUCUCUAGCCCUAAACAUAACUGUGCCCUCUCUGGCUCUGAAAGCUUCUAAUGACCUGGACCACUUACUCCCAACUUCACCCUCCUUACUUACUCGUCUGCUCCCAUUGGACCCAUAUGCCUUCUUCAAGGUUGAUAAAGUGAAGAAAGAAAGCCCUAACUUGGGGAAGAAAGUCACAAAUCGUUCAAUUAAUCAUAAACAGAGACAUAAAGAUCAGACGGCGGCCCCAGCCAUCUCCCCACAUUCCAUCUCUCUUAUUUCUCAACAGGCUGUAGGACCUUCCCAAGCUCCUUUAGUAACCAAAUCCCCUCUAAUAUCCGCCUCACAACAUCCCAAACCUAAAUCAGGGCCAGUAUGCACAACAGCUCCUGCACAGGCUGGGCUUCAGACUUUGACCACCACCAAUCCCAAGCCAGAGAUACACCCAGAACUUGUUCUCCCCCAGAGAGUUGUACCUCCAACUCCAAGCAGUGCAAGCACAUGUUUGGGCCCAGCGAAGGAACUGAGAGCACCAGUACAACAUCAGGCACCAUGCUUGAUGCAGCUUCACAGGCUGAUGGAGCAGCAGAGAAGAAAGCAUGAAGAUCUGAGGCCUCAUUUUGACUUGGACUGGUCCGAAGACAGCGGAGAGGAGGAAGAGAGCCAAGUGGAGAAAGUAGCAUUGUUCAAGUAUCAGAGCCCACAGGACAGAAGGGCUGUCAGUUCUGGUUCCCGCAGGGAGCGGCUGGCGGGGCUUUGCGGCUAUUUGAGACAAAAGCACAGACAAUUGCGUAGAGAGGAACGAGGCUUCAGGAGAGAGAGAAAGUCCCAACACACUCUCCGCAAUGCUUUGCUUCAGGCAGCCACACAUGACCCUGAUCACACUGCUCAAAUAAUUCAGCAGCGUCAUACUGAAAAUUCAGCAACCUCAAGUACUGCAGGUAGCUCAGACUCAGGACUGUGUGUGGCCCAGGUUAACGGCAAAGCCUGCACUAACCACUCCUUGCCUUUCACCAGACACUGCCUCCAACAUAUCCUGCAGAACAGAUCACAGCAGCUGUUCUCAAGCUGCACUGCACGUUUUGCGGAUGGGGCACAGUGUUCUGUCCCGGUCUUCGACAUCACACAUCAGACACCACUCUGUCAAGAGCAUGCAAAGAAAAUGGAUAACUUCCUUCGUGGAGACGUCAGCCGCAGAACAUACCAUCACCAGCAGCAGCUGCAGCAGCGAAGGCGGCUGAAGAAGGCCAAACUUCCGGCACUGAGCAAAAAACAGAAGAAAAAGGGCAGAAGAGGAGCGGUACGCAGACCUCAGAAACCCAUCCCCCCUGCACUGCCCCAGGGUAAUCUGGGAAUGCCCUCUGUCCUGUGCCUACCGACACAACCCACUGGGAUAAGGAGUCCCUUGAGUCCUGAUCUGAGUGCUGAUGAGCUUCCGGAUGACAUCACUAGUGACAUCAGUGACAUUCCUCAUGACCUGGAGCUGAAUCAGGAAGAUUUCGAUGUUCUGUCCCGAUUCCCAGAUGACCUACAAGACUUUGAUCUGUUUGAAGGUAAGCAAAGUGAGCUCUUACCUACGUCAGAGGAAGCUGAGGAGCUGGUGCGGGUCCUGCAGGAUAUGGGAUCCUACCCAGAAUCCCUGGCAUGCCUGAGCAGUAUAGCUGAGCUCGGUCCGGUGGAGGGCUCAGACUGCCGCGGGAUGGAGGGCGGUGUCAUGGACCUGCUCGGUGCUCGUCUUUCAGCUGAGACCCUGUCCAGUCUGGAGCUGGACCCGAGCCUGCUUCCUACAACAGAGGACAACUUCCCCUCUUCCCCCCGUUCCCCUCCAUCUUCCAUAAGUCACCUGAGAGACGGCGCUCGUUCACAGAGGCGUCACUUAACACACAUUGACGACCCCAAAGAUGAUCUGGUUGAUGAGGACGUGUCCCACGGCUCCUGGGGCGUCCUCGCUCUGCCUCUCAGCGACUCGACUCAACUCCACAAUCUCAUCACCUCAGACGGCCUGCUCAUGUCCACGGCGUUGUCCACGCCACCAACUCCCAUGCCAACAGCCCCUUGCCAACCCACCGCUACGCUUUCUGCCCUACCUGAGAGCAGCCUGACCAUCCCAGUCACUUCCGCUUCCUCUUCCUCACCCCGGAUGGACUUCCUGUUUCCAGGGCACCUCAAACACACACUCCCCACUCUGUUCAGCCACUGCGGAAUUCCUGCUGACCUGCAGCCUCACCACAGUGCUCCAGCGCCCACUAUGGACCAGACCUGAGCGGCCAUCAGGAACAAUUACAAGUGCACAUCUCUUAGUAUUCAGGGAAGGUUUUAAUUUUAUAACUUGCAUGGGUUCUUCGGCUUAACUACUCUAUCUUCCCAUAUCCUGAUGGGUUUUUUUUUUUUGUCACUUGCACACCCCAGAGCAAUAAGGAAACCCCACAAGCAAGAGUAUAUGGCACGCUUAUUUUCUACAACAGAUAAAUUAGAUGGAUUUUAGCCAUGGAUGCACACCACUUGUAUUCUUAUAUAUGCAUAUUUAAUAUAUUUAUAGAGUAGUGAUGUGCACAGCUAGUUUUAUCGAUUUCGAGUCCAAAUGUGUGGUUUACUGGUGGAAAUGUGGUUCCUCGUCUAGAAAUACUAUGAAUUGGUUAUAUGAUGGAAGAAAACAAUGGCUGAAAGAUAUCACCGGUGUAUCAGUUGUCUCCUCCUGUCCUGUAACGAUUAAAGUGGUUAUAUCGGCGGCUGGUGUUUGUGCUUUUCGUAGCUGUUCUGCUGUUGGGUUCUGCUUUUUUUAGUGUCAAGUGCCAUGAAAGCUAUGUAAACCUUUCAUAAUCAGUGUGCUGCAAAUCAAUAGUGUCCUUUAAAGACGAGCUAUAGAUAUGCUUAAAAUGUCUUUGUUAUGAACAUCUCAUUCUGUAUAUGUAAUGUAACACUGAUGCCAGGAAUCCAUAUUUUCCGGGCUUUCACGUUUGCAAUUAAUUUUUGGAAGACGUUUUGUCUAUUGUGUAAUGGAUAAAAGCUCAGUAAUGCUUGCGUCAUCUCAAGGCCUCUGUAUGAACAGAUUGUAUGAAUUAUCUUCACAGUAACAUCACACCGAUCUCACAAUCUCACAUCGCAUGAAAUUUCAGUCGAAGGCAAGUGAUGAGAACAGAGAAAAAGUAUGUUUGAUUCGAGUAGGCCUGCCAGUGUCUCAGAUAAUGCUGCUUUCAUCAGUGUCAAUAACAGUAUAUUAUUCCUGCAUAAACAGAGAAGCUGGGAUCUGUAUUUUUUUUUUUUUGUAUUUGUAUUCACUGAAUGUAUUGAAUGAUGGAAGGAUUUGUUUAUUAUAACCAAUAGAAUUUUAUCGCCCCCUCUGCUUUGUGUAUUGAAAUGUCUUGACUUUUUGUUACUAAAGUGUGUGGAUGUGGGUAUGUGAUAAACACAGAUGUAUCACAUUUUUUUGUUUGUUUUAUCAGAAAUGCGUAAAUUAAAUCUGCUAUGACUAUUAGACAACGUCUCAAUAUUUUUUUUUAAUUCAAGCAAUGCAGAAUAGCAUCUUUUAUAUAGUCUCUAGAGAGAAUGACAUCAUUUGAUUAGUUUGUUUAAUGUCAUUUCUCAAAAUGAUUAAUCAGUCUAUUUCAGAUGUUUUUAGAACUUCUAACACUGCUUCUGUUGGCCUUUCUUCUUCCAGUAGUGCAUCCUAGUACCGUCAGUUUCCCAGGUAAGCGGUGCACACGCACCCGGCCGUCCACUUGAUGUAAAAGAAAAUGCGAUUCAUCAAACCAGGCCACCUUCUUCCAAUUGCCCAGUUCUGAUGCUCAGCUGCCAACUGUAGGUGAGUUCAGCAGUGUACAGGGCAGCACCAAACACAGAACACACAGUGCAUUUCUGCUUGCUAUCAUAGCCGGCAUUGAUUUUAUGCUACAUUAGCUCUUCUCUGGAAUCAGACCAGAUGGGCUAGCCUAUGCUCAUCAGUGAUUCUUGGGGGCUCAUGACCCUGUUGUUGGUUG